UCAACGACGACAACAGAACCUUAAUUAACAUGGCAACUACCUGCGGCGGCGUUGCGGUCAUAGAUUUCUGGGCUAAUGGGUUUGGAAUGAGGAUCAGGAUAGCUUUGGAGGAGAAGGGGGUUGCAUAUCAGUACAAGGAAGAAGACCUAAAUAACCCUCAGAGGAGCCGGCUGGUUCUUGAAAUGAACCCGGUUCGGAAAUCGGUUCCCAUACUGGUUCAUGAGGGGAGACCGGUUUGUGACUCGGUUGCUAUUCUUGAGUACAUUGAUGAGAUUUGGAAAGAUGGGUUUCCUUUGCUGUUGCCAAAGGAUCCUUAUGAGAGAGCCACUGCAAGAUUCUGGACUCAUUUCAUUGACAAUAAGUUUUUCCCAACACAAGCAACGUUCUUGAAGAGCAAAGGUGAAGCCAAACAAGAAGCUGAGGAGGAAUUGAUUAGUGAGCUGAAACAAUUAGAAGAUGUUUUGGGAGACAAACCAUACUUUGGAGGUGAGAAAUUUGGGUUCUUUGAUGUGGCUUUCAUCCCAUUUUCUAGCAUGUUCUAUGGGUAUGAAAGUCAUGGUGAGUUCAAGUUGGAGGAAGAGUGCCCAAAGAUAUCAGCCUGGGUUAAAAGGUGCAUGGAAAGACCAAGUGUCUCCAAGAUUCUUCCCGAUUCAGUUAAAAUGUAUGAAUUGCAUAAGAUAUGGUACGGGGUUGAAUAAAUAUUCAAAAAUUAGUAUGUUGUUGUACUCAAAUUAAAGUUUCCACAAGAACUAUAUAUGAUGAAGUUUCAGCUUUUAGUUAGCUUUAGGAACUGUGACUAAGACACAAAUUAAAGUGGCACCAUACUUUACUGAGGAGUAAGUUUAGUCAAAAGAGAAAGUUUAUGCAUCGCUCUACCUGCGCAGCAUUUAACAUUAAUAAAA
This is a messenger RNA of Ipomoea triloba (trilobed morning glory), 902 nucleotides long. Its product is annotated as glutathione S-transferase 3-like. Gene Ontology annotation, cellular component: cytoplasm. The transcript is spliced from 2 exons. Gene Ontology annotation, biological process: glutathione metabolic process. NCBI's taxonomy places the organism in Eukaryota, Viridiplantae, Streptophyta, Magnoliopsida, Solanales, Convolvulaceae. Bases 30 to 698 code for a protein of 222 amino acids. The record is from RefSeq and is a predicted model, not a curated record. Gene Ontology annotation, molecular function: glutathione transferase activity.